Messenger RNA from Armigeres subalbatus, 1008 nucleotides. RefSeq lists its product as uncharacterized. Gene Ontology annotation, molecular function: nucleic acid binding. Lineage: Eukaryota; Metazoa; Arthropoda; Insecta; Diptera; Culicidae. The record is from RefSeq and is a predicted model, not a curated record. Bases 1 to 1008 code for a protein of 335 amino acids. The transcript has a single exon. Gene Ontology annotation, biological process: DNA integration.
AUGGUACUUACCUGCUACCAUCAGAAGCUGCUUCAUGCUGGUCCGCAGUUUCUGGUUGCCUGCUUACGGAAGCAAUUUUGGCCAUUAAGAGUACGCAACCUGGCGCGUAAGGUAGUUCAAGAUUGCGUAAGGUGCUACCGUUGUAAACUGACUGUCCAGGACCAGCUUAUGGGAGACCUCCCUAUCGAACGGGUGACUCCAUCAUACCCGUUUCUAAAAACCGGCGUUUACCUUUGCGGACCGUUAUUCUACCGUCAUUUUGGUCGCAAGGCACUUCCUGUGAAAUGUUACGUCGCAAUAUUCGUGUGUCUCGUCACAAAGGCGGUACACAUCGAAUUGGUAGCAGACCUAUCAACCCAUGCAUUCAUCGCUGCCCUAAGAAGGAUUGCCAGACGCUCCAAACCAGCGGUCAUAGAGUUCGACAAUGCGAAGAACUUCCGCGGAGCAUCACGUGCGUUAGACGAACUGCUGGCGCAAUACAGAUCGCAACAACAUCAGCACUCCGUCGCCUCGUUUUGUGUGGAAGAAGGAAUUGAUUUCAAGUUUAUACCUCCUCGCUUGCCCAACUUCGGUGGCCUAUGGAAGGCCGCCGUAAAAUCAUUUAAAAAGCACCUUAAGUCUACCAUAGGAACUGUUGUUCUUUACAAGGACGACCUUGAGACCUUGCUCGUCCAGAUCGAGAGCUGCCUAAAUUCUAGGCCGCUUACCCAGCUUUCAACUGAUCCCGAAGACCUUGAGGCUCUUACCCCGGGACACUUUUUGGUCCAUCGCCCGCUAAAAGCUGCUGCCGAGCCAUCCUACGAUGGUAUACCUCAAAAUCGCCUUAACCGGUUCCAACAAACUCAAGAGUUCGUACGUCGAAUAUGGAAACGGUGGAGUACGGAUUAUCUGUCCGGCUUACAUCCGCGCACCAAAUGGACCCGCCUACGCAAUAACCUGAAUGUGGGGACCCUGGUGCUUCAUAGCACCCGACGCCCUGGUUUAUGUGAUGUGCCGUCCUUCUCUUAG